CUCUGCUCUCUCCUCCUGUAGGUAGGUCAUCUCUCUGUGGUCUCUCUUAUUAAUGGACAGAAGUUCCUCGCCUGUCUCCAGAAGAUCUUCCAGUAGGAACCUUCGAUCUGAUAACAAAGGAGGCGAUCUUUCCCACCGGCGCCCCCAGCCUUCCCCGCCCCCCACCAUGGAGUGUGAAGAAGGUAAGGAGUCGGAGAGUCAGAACUCUCAGGAGUUGUCGGAGAGCCCGAAGCCGGCGGAGGAACCGACCAAUGAGAAGGACAAUAAAACAAACAUCAAGGUGAAAACUGAGGUGAAGAGCGACCCGGCCCCCGAGGAGGAGGAGGAGGAGAAGUCGGAGGACCCUCUGGUCAAUGACGGGAAGGACGAUGUGGUCUUCGUAGGCGAGGAAAUCGUCAAGAAGCCGGAAGUGGAUCGUCCGAAGAGCCGCCGAUCCCAACACAUCGAGGAGAACGGAGAUCGGAUCGGCUCGGAGUCUGGGGACCGGAACAACUCUCUGCCGGAAGAUAAAGCCGGGGGAGAAGCUCCGGAGAAGCAGGCGGACUCACCGCAACCGAGCCAGACUGCCCCUAGGAGAAUGAGGCUCCGCCCCAUGCUUAAACCCCGCCCCGCCCCCAACGCUGACCGCAGCAUGAGCACAGAUUCCGAAUCCGGCGCCAACGCGGGGGAGUCCUCCAAGGAAGCGGACGGGGAGGCCGGAGCCAAAGCGUCCCCCGAUGACAACCAGGAAGAUAAAAGCUCGGAUGGGGACAAGGCUUCCUCGGAACCGAAGCGAAGUGAUAGACCCCGCAGAUCGGAGAGUCUUCGAGCUGAAGAAAGUAUCCGGGCCCCCCAGGAGAGCAUGCAGAUCUCCGACGAAGACUCCGACGCCAUGAUAGACGACCCCAACGACGAGGACUUCAUCCCCAACCGCUCGGCUCAUAAGCGUCCAACCCGCAUGUCUCUGCGCAACCAAGUAGUGCCGUCUGUGCGCAACCAAGUAGUGCCGCCGCCGCCGCCACCCAAGCCUCCGAAGCCGACCCUCACCAAGAUGUCUUGUGCUCAGUGCCGCACGCCGCUGCAGAAAGGUCAGACCGCCUAUCAGCGCAAAGGCCUGCCGCAGCUCUUCUGCUCCUCCGUGUGUCUUACCACCUUCUCCAAGAAACCGCUCUGCAAGAAGAUAUGUACCUUCUGUAAGAAGGACAUUAAGAACUCCAAAGAGUCUGUGGUCGCCCAGACUGGUCCCGCUGGGUCCUUCCAGGAAUUCUGCUCCAAUGCCUGCCUUUCCCUCUUCGAGGCCCAACCACGACCGAGUUCCCAACCUUCCCAGACUUCCCAACCUUCCCAGACCUCAAAGAGCACCCAAAGCACCCAGAGCUCCCAAAGUUCCCAGAGCCCCUCCGAUGUUCCCGAUAUCAUCAAAUGUAGCAUCUGUCACAAGAGCGGAGAGAUCCAGCAUGAGGUCAGCAAUGGCAGCGUGGUUCACCGGCUGUGCAGCGACACGUGCUUCACCAAAUUCCGCGCCACGAAAGGCCUAAAAACCAACUGCUGUGACAACUGUGGUAUCUACAUCUACAACAAAGGCCUUCCCCUGGAGUACCUCUUCCACGAGGGCCAGCAGAAGCGCUUCUGUAAUGCCGCCUGUCUGACCAACUACAAAAAGAAAAACACGAAGGUCUUCCCGUGUAUGUACUGCAAGACGCUCUGUAAGAACUUCGAAAUGCUCUCCAACGUGGAGAAGAACGGGCGCACCGGACUCUUCUGUUCCAUCUGCUGCAUCACUUCCCACAAGGUCAAACAGUCCGGACUGACAGGUCCCGCACGCCCCUGCAGCCUAUGUCGGCGCUCUUUGUCUGAACCGGCUUAUUAUAACAAGACGGAACGCGUCGUCUACCAGUUCUGCAGUCCCAGCUGCUGGACGAAGUUCCAGCGCACCAGUCCGGAGGGCGGAAUCCAUCUCAACUGUCACUAUUGCCACAAUAUGUUCACCGGGAAGCCGGAGAUCUUAGAUUGGCAGGAUCACGUCUACCAGUUCUGUUGUAAGGAUUGCUGUGAUGAUUACAAGCGCCUCCAUGGGGUCGUCUCUCAGUGUGAAUACUGCAAACAGGAGAAACUUCUUCAUGAAAAGAUCCGAUUUUCUGGUGUCGAGAAGAACUUCUGCAGUGAAGGUUGUGUGCUGCUAUACAAACAAGACUUUACCAAGAACCUCGGCCUGUGCUGUAUAACGUGUACAUAUUGUUCUCAGACCUGCCAGCGGGCCGUCACCGAGGAGCUGGACGGCAGCACAUGGGACUUCUGUAGUGAAGAAUGCAAGAGCAAGUACCUGCUGUGGUACUUCAAGGCAGCAAGGUGUCACGCCUGCAAGCGGCAGGGGAAGUUGGUGGAGACCAUUCACUGGAGAGGGGAGAUCAAACAUUUAUGCAAUCAGCAAUGUCUGUUACGUUUCUACAGUCAGCAAAAUCAGCCCAAUCUGGACACACAGAAGGGGCCCGAAAGUUUGCUUCAUAGUAAGAAAGGUCAAAGUGUAGGAACCAAAACAACACCAAAUUCACAGCCGAAAACAACUGAGAAAAGUCCGGCUUCACCAAAACCACAAUCACCGCAGGCGGCCUCCGCUCCUACUCCGCCAACCAGCCCCACCGUCCCGCGCAAAAACAAGGCGGUGAUGUGCAAACCCCUGAUGCAAAAUCGCGGGGUGUCCUGUCGAGUGGAAACCAGAAGUAAAGAUUGUCAGACAGAGGAGGAUUGGAAGCCGCAGGUCAUCAUUCUGCCCAUUCCGGUGCCCAUCUUUGUGCCAAUACCCAUGAACUUAUACUCUCAAAAAGUGCCUGUUCCCUUCUCUAUGCCCUUUCCGGUGCCUGUACCUCUGCUGCUUCCCACCACUCUGGAGAGCACAGACAGAAUCGUGGAAGCCAUCGAAGAGCUGAAAGCUAAAAUCCCAUCCAACCCUCUGGAAGCCGACAUCCUGGCCAUGGCUGAAAUGAUCGCCGAAGCCGAGGAACUCGACAAAUCCUCCGACCUGUGCGAGAUGUCCAGUGACCAGAGCGCAGAGAACCUUCUAGAAGAAUGCGAUAUAUUCGGCCCCUCCCGGGAUGAUGUUCUCGCUAUGGCUGUUAAAAUGGCCAACGUUCUGGAGGAACCCGGACACGACCUGGAGGCCGACUUCCCCAAAAGUAAUUCCCUUUCUCUGAGAUAAAUCGCACAACCCGUAUAUUGUCUAUUUCAAUUACUACAAGUGAAGAAAUAUAAACUUC
Messenger RNA from Rana temporaria (common frog), 3233 nucleotides. RefSeq names its product zinc finger MYM-type containing 3 (gene ZMYM3). The record is from RefSeq and is a predicted model, not a curated record. Bases 53 to 3175 code for a protein of 1040 amino acids. Lineage: Eukaryota; Metazoa; Chordata; Amphibia; Anura; Ranidae. The transcript is spliced from 17 exons. Gene Ontology annotation, molecular function: zinc ion binding.